This is a messenger RNA of Microthlaspi erraticum, 2616 nucleotides long. Lineage: Eukaryota; Viridiplantae; Streptophyta; Magnoliopsida; Brassicales; Brassicaceae. The record is from the annotation of a GenBank genome assembly.
AUGGCGAAUUCACCUCUCUAUUCUCCUAUGAACCCACAUUUCUUCCAACCGCUUCUUCCCGGAUUCACCAACUACCUCGACAUUCCUGAGGCUUUCUUGUUGAAUCACUUAGAAGGAAGUAACGAUGGAAAAACCGCUGAGCUGAGAUCAGACGCAUCGGAGGUCACAUUUAAAGUGAAGAUUGACUGUCAGAGACUCUCUGACGGUUGGGAAGAUUUCGCCUUGGCACAUGAUCUCCGAAUCGGUGAUCUUGUCGUUUUCAGACACGAAGGAGAGUUAGUGUUCCAUGUCACAGCUUUUGGACCAAGCUGUUGUGAGAUUCAAUAUGGAGAAGAUAGCCAUGAUGAAGAGGAGCUUUGUGACACAGAGAAAGAGACAGAAGCAGAAUCUUCAUCAGACCAAUCUUGCUUUGUGACCACUGUCACAGCUUCGAAUCUAAAGCGUGAUACAGUGUAUCUUCCGAAAGCGUUCGCAGUGUCAAAUGGUCUGAUAAAGAAGUUUCAGAUUGAUUUAGUGAAUGAAAAGAGAGAAUCAUGGACUAUAUACCUGAGACAUGAGGCAUAUUCAGGGAGGUUUUAUAUGAGAGGAGGCUGGAGAAGUUUCUGUGUCGCUAAUGAGAAGAAACCUAGAGACUUGCUCAAUUUCAAAUUGGUCAAAAAUGAGGAAGUACCUGUGCUUCAAUUGUUCCCUUUGAAUCUGCAAGAACUUGAGCCUAUCAAUGACACUGAAAAAGAGUUUCUUGGAGAAGAAACUAACACAAGAAGCCAAAACCGAUUUGACACUGAAAAAGAGUUUCUUGGCGAAGAAACUAACUCAAGAAGCCAAAACCGAUUUGUGACAUUAACACUUACUCCUAAAAGUUUUGGAACUCGUAGACUUAAUCUUCCAUUGGAAUUCACGGAGGGGAAUGGAAUCAACAAAGCAGGGAAGAUAAUAAUGAUUGACCGAUACGGUGCAAAAUGGUCGACGUCACUACUGAUGGAUAAGAAGAACAAAGGAGGAUCAAUGAGUUUAGGAAAAAACUGGAAAGGUUUCUGUGAGUUAACACGUGCCAUUUACUGGCUACAUUCAUCUUCUCCACUCACACGUGUACUUCCUUUGAAGAAACGCCAUCGUUUGGCCUGCAAUCGGAAGUUUUGCUCUGUCCGGAUCUUCGCCGGGAAGGAAGGAAGCUUCUCUCCUCUUAUCGAUUUGCGAAGAAGCGAUCUGUGUAGAAAGCCGGUUCCUGUAGAUUUAUUCUCGAAGCAUCAUCAACAAGGAAGAAGCGUGGAGAAGAAGAUAUUAGAGGCUAGAGAGAUGGUGUUUCAUAGCUCAGGUUUAGGACCCAAUUGCUGUGACAUUCAAGACAUACCCAGCAACAAUGAUCAGACCAUGAUCGGUUACGUUUCGGGGGAGAAGCGUCCACAUCUAAAAACAGAAGAAGGUGAUGAUCAGGACAACACAGUGCUUGCGAGAGAGAAAAAGAUGAGGGAGGACAAUUUAGAAGCAGAAGCUGAUUCUCCUUCGCCAGACAACUCUUGUUUUGUUGCCUCUGUUACGGCUUCGAAUCUAGAAGAAGAUUCUCUGUGUCUUUCAAAAGAUUUCACAAGCUCAAAUGGUCUUAAAAGAAAAUGCCGCAAGAUUGUUUUAACGGAUGAAGGGGAAAGAUCAUGGGCACUGGAUCUGAGGUUCAACAAAACAUCUGAAACUUUUUACAUAACCCGAGGCUGGAAAAAUUUCUGUGACGAGAACGGCAAAGCAGCAGGAAGCUUCUUUAAGUUCAAACUAAUGAUAAACGGGGAAACACCUUCUCUCAGUGUCUGCCCCGAAGAAGAAUCUGUCAAUGAUGGAACACAAGGAGAAAAGAACACUCGUCAGAGAUGCAGAGAAUCAACUUCACCAAACCAGAACCGGUUUGUGACUUUAACACUCACAAAUGACAGCCUCAAAAACAGUAGACUGUAUCUUCCAUUGUCAUUCUUGAAAGAAAAUGGAAUGGACGAACCGGGGAUGGUCACUCUGUUGGGAAAAGACGGUACAAGGAGGCUAGCGAAUCUCUUACGUGAGAGCUCAGGAAGAAUGAGUUUGGGAAAAGGCUUGAAAGAUUUCACCAGAGCAAACGGAUUAAAGAUGGGCGAAUCCUUCACGUUGGAGUUAAUCUGGGAAAACACAACUCCUGUGCUCAGUUUGCUCAGUACGGAACUAAGAAGCCAGAACCGGUUUGUGACGUUAACCCUUACACAGGACAGCUACAAAAACAGUCGACUGGGUCUACCAUUGCCGUUCAUGAGAGAGAACCGCAUGAACGAGCCUGGAACGAUAGCUCUGUUGGGAAAAGAUGGUACAAAGUGGACAGCGAAUCUCCUACGAGAGAGCCACGGAAGAAUGAGUCUGGGAAAAGGUUGGAAAUGUUUUGCUAAAGCAAACGGGUUAGAGAUUGGUGACUCAUUCACGCUGGAGUCGAUUUGGGAAGAUGCAACUCCUAUGCUGAGUUUGUCCAGUACACAGUCCAAAAGCGAUAGAAGACAACAAGGAGAGGAUUGUUCAAAUGCUAGCGAGAAAGAGUCUGUUUCCAAAGAACCGAGCAAUGGAUACGAAACCAAGGAAGAAGAGAACAACGUUAGAGGAGAGGAGUAA